This is a messenger RNA of Coturnix japonica (Japanese quail), 951 nucleotides long. NCBI's taxonomy places the organism in Eukaryota, Metazoa, Chordata, Aves, Galliformes, Phasianidae. The record is from RefSeq and is a predicted model, not a curated record.
AUGGACCACAGAACGGAGGGGCACCCAGAGCAAGGCACCCAGUCCUGUGUCCACGCAGAUUCUGGACAUCUCCUAGGAGACCCUGUAAGUUCUCUGAGCAGCUGCCGUCAGCGCUCUGUCGCCCACACAGCACAGUGUUCAGUUUGUGCUCAUUCCCUCUUGUCCUGGCUCUGGGCACCACUGACAGUGUCCUCUCUGCACCCACCUGUCAGUGAGGAGCUACGGAAAGAAGCACGACAGCUGAAACGUGAACUGUUGGAAGCAAAGCAGAAAAAAGAAGAGCAAACUAUAAAACCCAAAGAAAAGGAAGAAGAGGAACCUGCACCAAAUAGUGUUGUUGAAGAAUACCUUCAGGAGAAGAGAAAAUACGAAGACAAACGGAAGCAGCAGCCAAAGAAAGGAGCUUCCCGUGAAGAUCAGACGCUGGCACUGCUGGACCGAUUUAAAUCAAAGUUAACCCAAGCAAUUGAAGAAACUCCUGAAAAUGAGGUUUCUGAAUCUGAAGCAGACACUGAUGAAGGGUGGAUGUCACAUGUACUUCAGUUCGAAGAUAGGAGCAGAAAGGUGAAAGAUGCAAGCAUGCAGGAUGAAGACACUUUUGAGAUCUAUGAUCCACGGAAUCCUGUAAAUAAGAGGCGAAGAGAAGAAAGCAAGAAGAUAAUGAGAGAAAAAAAGGAAAGGAGAUAAAAUGAAUGUAAUGCUAGCCAGAGCUGCCUCGAAAAGUGACUGCAGUAAAGCAUUGGUCUUUUGUAAGCUGAAGAUCCUAAAAUAUCACUGGACAAGUGUGAAAAGGAAUCUCUCAGGACCCUUAUUAUAUGGUUUUGAAUCUGGACUACCAUUUGUUUCUUAAGUUGUACAUUGAACUGCUCUCAGUGCAUUCAUUAUCCAAGUUCUGUAAAGCUUUGUGUGUAUUUAAUAAAACAACUGACUUUACUUUGGUUGGUACUUUAA